Clunio marinus is the source of this 255-nucleotide messenger RNA. The record is from the annotation of a GenBank genome assembly. Lineage: Eukaryota; Metazoa; Arthropoda; Insecta; Diptera; Chironomidae.
AUGAAUCCACACUCUCAUCUAAAAGCAUUAGGUGGAAACACAAGCCAACAGUCUUGCUUAAACAAGCAUUUGAAAUAUUUCGCAGUACAAAGUGAGAUGAGACUUCCCUCCUAUGUUUUAACAAUGAAUGAAAUAAAAAUAAUAGAGCCCGAAUCAAAAGGAAUGGAAGAUAUUGAUCCGGUAAUUACAUUUAUUCUGAAAAGUCAAACAUAUAAACUGAUAAAAAAGUUUCGCAAUGCAUAUCUAAAUGGUUAA